Branchiostoma belcheri (Belcher's lancelet) is the source of this 2015-nucleotide messenger RNA. Its product is annotated as alpha-(1,6)-fucosyltransferase-like. Gene Ontology annotation, molecular function: glycoprotein 6-alpha-L-fucosyltransferase activity; protein binding. Gene Ontology annotation, cellular component: Golgi cisterna membrane. The record is from RefSeq and is a predicted model, not a curated record. Bases 252 to 2003 code for a protein of 583 amino acids. The transcript has 10 exons. Gene Ontology annotation, biological process: protein N-linked glycosylation. NCBI's taxonomy places the organism in Eukaryota, Metazoa, Chordata, Leptocardii, Amphioxiformes, Branchiostomatidae.
GUAGGUGAGAGGAGGGAGACCGAGAUCGGCCGCCUCUCUGCCAAGCUCAGCCCUAUCUCUUCAAGUUCUACAAGAAAACCGCGAUGGUCAACCCUUCCGACUCACCACAGCUUCUCGGCUGCAGCUGACUGAAGGCAGGCAAGGAAACGGUGGCUCUCUGGGUAAUGACAGGAUUAGGAAGUAGGAACUGAGGACACGUCAUCCUAGUGUCCGGGGCCGACCGCGGCCGUGCCGUCCGCCCGAGCGUAACCAUGGGAACCAUGAUGAAGUUCCUGCUGCUGACCCUGGCGCUGUGGCUGCUGCUUCUUGUCUACAUGCUCGGCAACUUCUACACCGGCGACCCCUCCGCCAAGUCCUCCCACGACCUGGCCCGCGCGCUGGCCGAGCUGGAGAAGAUGAAGCAGCAGAAUGAGGAGCUUCGUCGAAUGGCGGACGAGCUCAGGGUGUCUGCUCGUGACCUACACCAUGACCAGGUACAGAUGUCUCAGGAUGUGGACAGAGUAUCACUCCUACAGGAACAACUGGCCAAGUGUGAGAGCGAUGCCAACAGUAAUAAACAACAAGCUCCAGCGGGAAGUCUGGACUAUCCCAGCAAGAGACACGAGCAGCUGCAGAGGAAGGUGGAGAACGGCGUGCGGGAGAUGUGGUACCUGGUCAAGGCACAGCUCAAACUCAUGAAGUCUGACUCACAGGCGGCAAGCGUCACGGAUAGGAUAGACAACCUGCUGUCAGAUCUGGGGGAUCAUCAGAGAACAAUUCUAUCAGAUACGCAGCAGCUGAGAGAUGUAGAUGGAGGUUUGGAGUGGAGAAGACAGGAGGCCCAGGCACUACAGGACCUGGUGCAGCGCAGACUACACUAUUUACAGAAUCCCAAAGACUGCAGCAAGGCCAAAAAGCUGUUGUGUAACCUGAACAAGGGGUGUGGGUACGGGUGCCAGCUCCACCAUGUGGUGUACUGCUUCAUGGUGGCCUACGGCACGGAGCGUACCAUGAUCCUCAACUCACAGGGGUGGAGGUACUCCAGCGGGGGCUGGGAGAAAGUCUUCCUACCGCUUAGUGAAACAUGCACCGACCCGUCUGGGUCCUCUAGGGGGCCCUGGAAAGGUGAGGAAAAGUCCAAAGACACCCAGGUAGUGGAGAUGCCCAUAGUGGACAGUAUCUACCCGCGGCCCCCGUACCUGCCCCUGGGCAUCCCCCAGGACCUGUCGGAUAGACUGCUCCGUCUCCACGGUAACCCGUCUGUGUGGUUCAUCGCCCAGUUCGUGCUGUACCUGCAGAGGUACCAGCCCCACCUGCAGCAGGACAUCGAGGAGACCGCACAGAGACUCGGCUUCCAACAUCCCAUCGUAGGUAUUCAUGUGAGAAGAACAGACAAGAUUAACACAGAGGCAGCCUACCACAGUAUAGCCGAGUACAUGGAGUGGGUGGAGGAGUAUUAUCAGCUGCUGCAGAAAUCAGAGGAGGUCCAGAAGAAACGGGUCUACCUGGCAACAGACGACUCCAGUCUGUUAAAAGAAGCUCAAAAACAGUACCCUGAUUAUGAGUUUGUGAGUGAUAACGCCAUCUCCAAGUCAGCGGGGCUCAGCAGCAGGUACACGGACAGCGCUCUGCGGGGGGUCAUCAUCGACAUCCACUUCCUGGCUCACUCUGACUACCUGGUCUGCACCUUCUCCUCUCAGGUCUGUCGGGUUGCUUACGAGAUCAUGCAGACCCUGAAGCCAGACGCGGCGGCAAACUUCCACUCGCUGGACGACAUCUACUACUUCGGGGGGCAGGGGGACCACAACCAGGUCGCCAUCGCCAAACACGAGCGGAGAAGUCAGCAGGAAAUCUACCUGGAGCCGGGAGACGAGGUGGGCAUAGCCGGGAACCACUGGGACGGGUACUCUAAAGGUGUGAACAGGAGAACACACAAGAGCGGGCUGUAUCCGUCAUACAAGGUGGAGGAAAAGAUAGAGCUGGUCAAAUACCCAACCUACCCAGAAGUGGAGGAGAACAGCUAACAGUGCUUUUUU